Molecule: messenger RNA, 2873 nt
Organism: Sander lucioperca (pikeperch)
Lineage: Eukaryota; Metazoa; Chordata; Actinopteri; Perciformes; Percidae
Gene: hspa12b
Product: heat shock protein 12B
Exons: 14
Coding region: 567-2627 (686 amino acids)
Source: RefSeq, a predicted model, not a curated record
ACUCCACCCCUCAGUCUCCAACACACACAAACACAAUUUCCCAGUGAGGUAAACCCCCAGAAUUUCCCCCAUAUGCGCUGUCAUAGCCCUCCCACUCCUGCAAUGUGUGUGUGUGUGUGUGUGUGUGUGUCAACACUUUUCUCUGACAUUCCUGCACAGAGCGGAGAGGCAGCGAGCUCGACUGCAGAGAGACAAAAUUACAAAUCUCACUUCAUUAGGAAAAGUUUGACUUUUCUCAGAAGAAGAAGAGAAACAUAGUUCUUUUCCUUGUUGCAACUCGUCUCUUCAUCCAUCACAUCUCAUUGGGAUCUUUUCUGACUUGGGAAUUCCAAUUUUGGGAAAUCUGCCUUCAAGUGGGAAGUCUUUAAUUUUUUAAAAGGGAUUUCUAGGAAAGCAUCCUCUUGUAUUCAGUCACAGUUUCCUCCUGUUCCUCCCUUCUCCAUCUCCACCUCCCUGGAGACAGACUCCAAACUUCAGACUGCGGAGUUUGGGAAUACUUUUGGAGAGACAAAGGACAAGAGCAUAGUGUUGCAACAGCAUUCAAAGAGACCCUGGCUCCUGUAAAGAUGGCUGACGUGGUGCAGCCAGAACCCAACAGCCUGCAGAUACCCGGUGAUACUUUAUCAGCUCCUUCAUCGCCUGCCACAGCUAGAAAUGACUGCAGCAUCGCACCCCUCACACCCUCACCCUCGCCGAGGGUGGAAGUCAGACCCAGGAUGUCCUGCCCGUUCUCGGUUGUCGUGGCAAUAGACUUUGGGACGACCUCCAGCGGCUAUGCAUUUAGCUUUACACAGGACUCAGAAGCCAUCCACAUGAUGAAGCGCUGGGAGGGCGGCGACCCCGGGGUGGCCAAUCAGAAGAGCCCGACGUGUCUGCUGCUGACUCCUGAGUUGCGGUUCCACAGUUUUGGGUUUGCAGCCCGGGACUUCUACCACGACCUGGACCCAGAGGAGGCCCGGCACUGGCUCUACUUCGAUAAGUUCAAGAUGAAGAUCCACAGCACAAGUGACCUCACCAUGGAGACGGAGCUGGACGCCGUCAACGGUCGGAGGGUCAGGGCCAUCGAGGUGUUUGCUCACGCCCUGCGCUUCUUCAGGGAACAUGCUCUAAAGGAAGUGAAGGACCAGUCGUCAUCAGUGCUGGAGGGAGAGGCGAUCAGAUGGGUAAUCACUGUCCCCGCUGUGUGGAAACAACCUGCUAAACAAUUCAUGAGAGAGGCUGCAUACCUGGCUGGUCUUGUGUCUCCUGACUGUCCUGAGCAGCUCCUCAUCGCUCUGGAACCCGAAGCUGCGUCCAUUUACUGCCGUAAGCUCCGUCUCCACCAGGUGAUUGACCUGAGUUUGCAGCCAAUCACAAAUGGCUUUGAUUUGGAAGGAUCCCGACCCUUUGACUCCAGCUUCAGACAAGCGAGGGAGCAGUUGAGGCGAUCCAGACACAGCAGGACCUUCCUGGUGGAGAGUGGAACCGGAGAGCUGUGGUCAGAGCUCCAGACUGGUGACAGGUACAUUGUUGCAGACUGCGGAGGAGGAACAGUUGACCUGACAGUCCAUCAGAUAGAGCAGCCACAAGGAACACUUAAAGAGCUCUACAAGGCUUCAGGCGGUCCGCACGGUGCCGUCGGAGUUGACCUGGCCUUCGAAGCCAUGCUGUGCCAGAUCUUUGGCGAGGACUUCAUCCAGAGCUUUAAAGCCAAGCGGCCGGCGGCCUGGGUGGACCUCACUAUCGCGUUCGAAGCGAGGAAACGGACGGCGGCGCCGGGCAGGGCCAACGCCCUCAACAUCUCCCUGCCCUUCUCUUUCAUCGACUACUACAAGAGACACAGGGGGCAGAGUGUGGAGGCCGCCCUGAGGAAGAGCAAUAUGAACAUAGUGAAGUGGUCCUCCCAGGGGAUGCUGCGGCUGACACAGGAAGCCAUGAACGAACUCUUCCAGCCCACCAUCGUCAAUAUUGUCAAACACAUUGAGGAGCUGAUGGCAAAGCCGGAGGUUCACGGUGUGCGUUUCCUCUUCCUGGUUGGUGGUUUUGCCGAGUCGCCUAUGCUGCAGAAAGCAGUCCAGAGAGCACUGGGGCGGACGUGUCGCAUCAUCAUCCCCCAUGAUGUUGGACUGACCAUACUGAAGGGUGCCGUGCUCUUCGGGCUGGAUCCCACUGUGGUCAGAGUGCGUCGAUGCCCCCUGAUCUAUGGCGUUGGCGUAUUGAACCGGUUCGUGGAGGGACGCCACCCACGGGACAAACUCCUCAUCAAGGAUGGUCGCCAGUGGUGCACCGAUAUCCUGGACCGCUUCGUCUGCGUCGACCAGUCGGUGGCUCUGGGCGAAGUCGUGAGGCGGAGCUACACGCCUGCUCGUCUGGGCCAGCGGAAGAUCAUCAUCAACAUCUACUGCAGCGCCACAGACGACAUCACGUACAUCACCGACCCUGGAGUCAGGAAGUGCGGGACGAUAACAUUAGACCUACCGGAACCACUACCGGGAGCAGUGGGCGGAGCUGGAGGAGGAGCCGGAGGCCCAGAGAGAAGAGAGAUCAGAGCCACCAUGCAGUUUGGAGACACGGAGAUCAAAGUCACAGCCGUUGACGUCAUGUCUAACCGCUCCGUGCGGGCUUCCAUAGACUUCCUGUCUAAUUGAGGAGGAGCAGGAAGUGGAGACGAGGAUUAGAAAACAGAAAAAAAACUGAUUCUAGGGACGAUAAUAUAAAAAAGCGGUACUUUGGGAGUGGGCGACAUGGUUUUUUUUGGACUUUGCAUUCCAAGAAGAAACUUACAUCCUGUAAUUCAGACAUUUAGGCUUUAUAUUUACUACUUAGAAAAAGGAUAAGGAGAGGAACUUUUUUAAAACUCUCCAGCCUUCAUAAGUACAUACUCCUCAAAAAAA